CAUUCUUGGCAAGUCGAUAACGAUUGGUUCAAAACAAAGAUGGCGGCGCCCAUGUCAGCAUUAUUACAAAUGCUGUUAAUUUUAUGAUUGCCAAGAAUGGAUCAACAUUGAAGAAUGAGAGCAUUUAGCAAACUUAUUCAAGAAUGUACAUGUCAACGGUGGAAUUUUGCUGUUGUCAGAAGUUACUCAAAGAAAAUAAAUGUGGCUGUAGAAGGCAACAUUGGCAGUGGAAAGACAACUUUCCUGAAACAUUUCCAUGAGCUGAGUCCAUUAGUCGAGGUUACAGAAGAACCAGUCAAUUGCUGGAGAAACUUUGGUGGAACAAACCCAUUGGCCAUUCUUUAUGAGAACCCCAAGCGCUGGUCAUUCACAUUCCAGUCCCUUGUACUUCUAACCCUUCUGAAGGGACAUUCACAGCCUCAGAGGAAGCCUAUUCGUGUCAUGGAACGAUCUCUGUACAGUGCCAAGUAUUGCUUCAUACAGAAUCUCAAAGACAGGGGUGUGUUGUCAGACAUGGAAUAUGCAGUAUUGUCAGAGUGCUUCACACAUGUUGUACAGUGCUGCCACCUUGACCUUGUUGUUUAUUUGCGGACUUCACCAGAGAAAUGUUUCGACAGAAUACAAGCUCGUAAUAGACCAGAAGAACGUUUAGUUACUAUGGACUAUCUACAGCAGCUGCAUAAUUUACAUGAAGCCUGGCUUGUAGAGUCUGACAAAGGAAGUUCCAUGGUUAGACCACUCGUCUUGGUUGUGGAUGGCAACAGAAGCUUAACUGACAUGAGUGCAGGCUUUUCCCGUGUGGCUUCUGCAAUGGUCAGUCUUUUACAGGACAAGAAUACUGUGGGGCAAGCACCUGCUCCUGUUGAUUCGAGGAAGUCAGUAGUGAAACAGGUGUUGGACAAUAGUACUGAAUUGAGAGAAAUCAAAACGAACACAUCCACAUAGGCUUGAUUUAGGCGAUAGUUACACCAAAUCAAAAAUCUGAAAUCCAAUGGUUGCUUUAAAGGCAUUUAAUGGGUAUUUUUGUGUUCAUGGUAAUUUAUAAUAAAGUGUUGUUAUUUUUGUUACUAGUAGGUCCUUUUGCAUUAGGUGGUUGUUUUUAUUGGCAUUAAAAGACAUUCUGUGUUCAUGCUUAUAUGUAUUCAAGCUAUAUUCAAUUAUAUGGGAAACAUAUGUAUAUUCAGUGAUUUAAAGUAUAUAUAU
This is a messenger RNA of Dreissena polymorpha, 1203 nucleotides long. Its product is annotated as deoxynucleoside kinase-like. NCBI's taxonomy places the organism in Eukaryota, Metazoa, Mollusca, Bivalvia, Myida, Dreissenidae. The transcript has 11 exons. The coding region runs from base 115 to 945 and encodes 276 amino acids. Gene Ontology annotation, biological process: nucleobase-containing compound metabolic process. The record is from RefSeq and is a predicted model, not a curated record. Gene Ontology annotation, cellular component: cytoplasm; mitochondrion. Gene Ontology annotation, molecular function: deoxynucleoside kinase activity; ATP binding.